AAUGCCCGUAGCUGUCAACGAUAGGUGGUGGUGCAGGGGACAAGGAUAACACAACACGCCGAGGGGUUGAAAAAAGACAACUGAUCCACUUUGGAAGGCGAGCCGCCAGCAACACUCGGAGCCCGUGUAUCGGCUUGUAGACGGCGGCGCAAUCGAUCGAUAAACGCGAUGCAGUAGCGUGUGUCUGGGGGGAGGACUCUCGUCGUUGCUGGUGCUGCGGAGCGGUUGGUUAUGAAACUAGGGUCCUCUGGCCUGGAGUGCUAUCUGGACCAGCAGCAGGGUGUGUGUGUGCGCGGUGCGUGUGGGCAUUAGCGGCGGAGGGCUGGCUAUCAUCGAUUGGUGGCAGCGACGCAGGCGGUGGUUCGCCCUGCCGCGGAUCGGUCAGAUGAGCAUGAACAAAGCGCUGGUGGUUUUCAUUGCGGCCAGUGGCUUUCUGCUGUUUAUCUACGCCAACAGCAGCAGUGUGUUCAAUCGGCAUCUGCUGCCCAAGGAACCACCGGCCAGCGGGGCAGUGGCGGCGGCCAUACACCACCACCAGCACCACCACUCUUCGAAACGGAACAACAGUGCCGCCGCCGCCGCCGCCACCGGCAAUGGAUUGGUGGCCACGAACGAAGUCACCCCACCGAGCAAGCUGAAGCGCGUGAAGUACAUCGCGAAGGGAACGAACGGCACCGAGUACAACAUCUUCCUCAUCUACACCAAGGAAAGCCAAAAUCUCAUCCUGCACAGCCAGCUGGAACUGUUCCUUCGCAGUCUGCUCAAGUACUCCACCAUCGAGCUGCACCUGCACAUCAUCACGGACGAGCAAAGCGAACGGUCGGCGGAAGAGCUGAUCAAGCAGCAGAUCGAGCGGUUCCAGCGGACCGCAUUCUACACGCUGUACGAUGUGCGCGACUGCGCGGAAAAGAUCAGCGAUAUCGUGCACAGUAUGGGGCCGUUGUUCAAUUAUCGGUCCGGAAGCUACUAUAGUGAUGCCUUAUUUCUGCUUUCGCUCGGCCUGCACCGUAUCGUGGACCGGAGCAUGCGCCACGCCAUUCUGAUCGACUGUGACGUCGUGUUCCGGGCGUCGGUGAAGGAGCUGUUCGAUCAGUUCGAAAGCUUCAGCCCUGACCAGAUGUUUGGGCUGGCCCCGGAACUGACCCCCGUUUACCGGCACGUACUGUCACGGUAUCGGUUAAACAACCCACACACACUGUUCGGUAGUCCGUACUAUCUCGAGAAGCCGCCAUUGGGAGGCAUGGGGGACAAACGAACACGCCACGGUUACCCCGGCCUAAACUCGGGCGUCGUGAUGCUGCACCUGGAUCGCAUCCGGCGAUCGCGGCUGUACGAGGAAAUCAUCAAGGAGAGCACGGUCAAGAGCAUGGCCGAAAAAUACUCCUUCCAGGGACACCUGGGUGACCAGGAUUUCUACACCCUGAUGGGGUUCGAGUUUCCCGGGCUCAUCUAUCGGCUCGAUUGCGUAUGGAACCGGCAGCUGUGCACGUGGUGGCGCGAACACGGGUACAGCGACAUAUUCGAUAGCUACUUUCACUGCGAGGGAACGAUAAAAAUCUACCACGGCAACUGCAACACCCGAGCGCCGGAGUAGAGCCGGAGUUCACAUCCAACAUUCCACAUUUUGCGUGAUUCGUAUUGGAUCUCAAACCCUUUCGAACCCUGUGCAGUGCCAGAGACACAUGCUCUCUCUCUACAUCUCUCUCUAUCUAUGUCCUUUUAGCAUAGUUUACUUUUAUUACUGACGCUUCCAAGAACGUGACCCGUGUGCAAUAGUGUUACGUUUUUACGAGUUACGUGCAUUUUAUGCCCCAUAUUUUAAUGAGCCUGUUACAAACCCCAGAUCGGAGACUUUUAUUUGCGUGAUUUAACUUUAGCUGCUAGGAAACGUGUUGCGAGACGGUAGCGAUCAGGCGCACCGCCCAGCCAUUCGCCAUAGAACCCCACAUUCAGUGAUGCAUAGCAACGGUUGCUGAGAAGUUGAAUUUUAACUUCAGUCCCAGCAGCACGUGGUAUCUAAGAAUCAAACUAGGCUAGGGACAGAGUAAGGAAUGUUAAAAAAAACUCGUUCAGUUCUAAACUCAGUUCUUCAGUUCGCCAAAACGCAUUCGGGGGUCACGGUAUUUGUGACCUCGGCACGAUCACCAUCCUUGCUGGCCACCCCGCUCUGGCAAUAAU
Molecule: messenger RNA, 2178 nt
Organism: Anopheles cruzii
Lineage: Eukaryota; Metazoa; Arthropoda; Insecta; Diptera; Culicidae
Product: xyloside xylosyltransferase 1
Exons: 1
Coding region: 386-1594 (402 amino acids)
Molecular function (GO): UDP-xylosyltransferase activity
Source: RefSeq, a predicted model, not a curated record